GACUUCAAUGUUUUCUCUCCGGACGCUGCAUCGAGCAGCCCCUUCUUCCUUGCGCAUUAGUUCUAGUUGUUUGCGGAACUAUUCAGUUGCAUUGCCGCCCAGAGAGCAGCCUGGGAAGAAGCAGGUGAUAUUCUCGGGCAUUCAACCCACCGGCGUACCACACCUAGGGAAUUACCUUGGGGCCCUUCGACAAUGGGUCAAGCUACAGGAUGAGGCGUCGCCAGACACUACACUGCUGUUCUCUAUCGUGGACCUACAUGCGAUCACCAUAAAGCAAAACCCAACUCAAUUGGCAUUAUGGCGGAAAGAGAUGCUAGCUAGUCUGCUGGCAGUGGGCUUAGAUCCGAAGAGGUGUAUAAUCUUUGCGCAAAGUAGCGUGAAGCAGCAUGCCGAAUUGAUGUGGAUAUUGAGCUGUGGUGCUAGCAUGGGAUAUCUAGGACGCAUGACACAGUGGAAGAGCAAACUCUCCCUUCCCUCCAAUGCCUCACCCCUCGACCCUUCUCCCUCAAACAAAGACGCACUCAAGCUCGGCCUCUUUUCCUAUCCCGUUCUCCAAGCAGCGGACGUGCUUUUGUACAACACCACCCACGUCCCUGUUGGUGAAGACCAAGCGCAGCACCUUGAAUUCUCACGCGAGCUCGCCAUCGGCUUCAACCACCUCUAUACCCCAAAGUCGUCAUCAGACCCCCUCUUGACUAUCCCGCAAACGCUGCUGAGCCCCGCCAAACGAGUCAUGAGUCUGACCGACCCGGCCAAGAAGAUGAGCAAGAGUGAUCCGAAGCCGAAGAGUCGGAUACUGAUCACGGACUCAGGGGAGGAGAUUCACAACAAGUUGAAGACCGCCUUGACAGACUCGAUUGAGGGUGUGAGCUACGACCGAGAAAUGCGGCCUGGUGUGUCGAAUCUUGUGGAUCUCAUGUUCCAUUUCAAUCAGUCGGUAGCUGCGUCACCAGAGGAGCUAGCGAAUGAUAUGAGAGAUCUGAGUAUGCGGGCGCUGAAAGAGAGAGUUGCGGAUACUGUCGAUGAUGGGAUCAAGGAUAUUAGGGAAAGGUACGAGGAGUUGAUGGGCGGGAAUCAUAAGGAGCUUGUGGGAUACGCGGAAGAUGGGGCGAGUAGGGCGGAAGAGAUUGCUGAAGAGACAAUGAAAAGGGUGAGAGGUGCAAUAGGGAUCGGUUGGUGAGUAUACGUAUGACCAAUUAGCCGUUUUUGUAUGAGAAAGUAGUGUAUUAUGAGACAUGUAAGAGUAUAAGGAGUACGUGUACAAAAGUAAGAGACAUGGUCUGGGAGAUAUGAACAAUACUCUUCGAUCAACUCGUGGCCAGUGUUACGCCAUGAGCCACGUAUAAGACAUAGUGAGAGUCAGCUGGUAUCGAGUCGCGCAUGCUGAUUAUAUUAACGUAGGAUUCAUCCAUAAGUAUAACCCGUUAUCGCCAU
This is a messenger RNA of Cucurbitaria berberidis CBS 394.84, 1434 nucleotides long. Its product is annotated as tryptophanyl-tRNA synthetase. Lineage: Eukaryota; Fungi; Ascomycota; Dothideomycetes; Pleosporales; Cucurbitariaceae. Gene Ontology annotation, cellular component: mitochondrion; mitochondrial matrix. Bases 8 to 1180 code for a protein of 390 amino acids. The record is from RefSeq and is a predicted model, not a curated record. Gene Ontology annotation, molecular function: tryptophan-tRNA ligase activity; ATP binding. Gene Ontology annotation, biological process: mitochondrial tryptophanyl-tRNA aminoacylation. The transcript is spliced from 2 exons.